Messenger RNA from Staurois parvus, 693 nucleotides. NCBI's taxonomy places the organism in Eukaryota, Metazoa, Chordata, Amphibia, Anura, Ranidae. The record is from the annotation of a GenBank genome assembly.
AAGAACCAUCGCGGUUUUGAGUCUGACAUCAUUGACACAUCUGCACUAAAUGGCGGGUUCCAGGCUGUCAACAUUAAAGCUGCAAGACAAGAUCUCUUGGCAAUUCCUCCAGACCUAACAUCAGCAGCGGCAAUGUACAGAGGACCCGUGUAUGCACUUCAUGAUGUAUCUGAUAAGAUACCAAUGACUAAUUCACCACUCCUCGACCCUCUUCCCAAUUUGAAAAUUAAAGUGUACAAUUCAUCUGGUGCUGUAACACCUCAAGAUGAUCUUUCGGAUUAUUCAUCAAAACUUUCUCCUCAAAUUACGCAGUCUUUACUGGAAAAUGACACUCUAAACAUAAAGAACCAGAGCCUAGCAAGGCAGACAGAUCCAUCUUGCACUGCUUUUGGAACAUUCAACUCAUUGGGUGGACACUUGAUCAUACCCAAUUCAGGAGUGAGCUUGCUGAUUCCUGCUGGGGCAGUACCUCAGGGAAGAGUAUAUGAAAUGUAUGUCACUGUUCACAGGAAGGAGAACAUGAGGCCACCCAUAGAAGACAGUCAGACACUUCUAACUCCUGUUGUUACCUGUGGGCCUCCGGGAGCACUGAUGACUAGGCCAGUCAUUAUUACAAUGCAUCACUGUGCAGAGACGAAUACAGAGGACUGGAAGAUCCAGCUGAAAGAGCAAUCUGUACAAGGCCAAUGGGAG